AGGCAGACCAGCGCGGCCGCCGUGCCAGCGCCGCGAGCCGUGACUAGGCGGACGGCGGCCACAGCGGCGCGGCUGCGUCACCGCCGGACGAGCCGCCGUGCACUCGCCUCUGCCGACGGCGGGCUACCCGCGACGAGCCGGCCCGGCCCGACGCGGCGGCAGUCAUCUCGCAGAUAUGUUGGGGUGCGGGUACUGGAGGUGUGCGGCGCUCGCCGUGCUGGGACUGGGGGUGGCCGGAGCCGUGAACGGGCCGGAGGUGCGCCUACAGCUGGGACAUGUGACCAGUGACGAGGCCAGGCUGCUGGUGGUGAAAACUAACUCCAGUGCCAGUCAGUGGGAGGACAGUUCGCACUAUGAACAGCAGAAUGUGACCCUGGACCCCAGCAUCAGCUCAGAGCAGAAGGCGCUGUUGUUUACAGACCUACACACCGGCUCCGAAUACAGGGCCUGCGGCAGCGCCAGAGACCCCCAACAGGAGCCCGUUGGAGACGGAAAGUGUUUCUCGUUCACUACAUUCAAGGAGCGCUCCAUGACCACAGCCGUGGUGAGCGGCGUGGUGGCGGCCGCGGUGGUCGUCGCCAUUGCCGGCCUUUUCCACCUACUCGUCAAGGCCGUCCUUCGACGGAAGAACUCGAAAACACUCAUCGUCACGAGCAAGGACGAACGGGAGAAUGGCGUCACAAACGGCGGUGCUCAGCUCACGCCGUGACGGCCCCAUGGAGCCGCCGUCACGCGACUGAACGGGCCCCAUGGAGCUACCGUCACGCGACUGGACGGCCCCUCGAAGACGCAUUGGGACGACGAUGGCUAGCAGCCACUGUCACGGAAUGGACAAGGGAUCGAAGCAGCUGUCACUGUGACUGGACACCAUAUCAAUGGGUUUUGAAUUUUGAUCAAUCUGACCUAAUGAGCACCAUUGACCACCUCAAAGUGCCGGGGAUCCAAACACAUCGGCGCUGAAGAAGGCCAGUGGCAUCUUUCUGAGCAGCCAGUAACACAACGGCCGGUUCAAUUUAUACAUAUGUCCACCGUGUGGAUUAUCGGAACGUGCCUUCAGCGUUGGAACGUCAUACCGUCCUUAGUAAACCGGCUUGCUAUGGGAAUUGGUUGCAUAUUCCAUCAACAUGCUAUGCAUUUCUUGUUUACAUCAUCCACGUUAAACGUUUCGGGUCUGAUUAUGCGCUUGUAGCCGUAUUUACAGAGAAAUUCGGGUGGAAGAUCUGGACCCAGUGUUCGAAAUAAGUUUAAAGGAAGCUUCAAGUUCGUAUCCCGCGUAGGGCACACAAAGCAAAGGUGACGUUUAACCCAAUUAACGUUUUUUAAAGUUAAGUCCUGUCACAAUAAUAGUAGAACGGGAAGAGGCCUAUGUCGGCACAAGUGAAAUGCACUCAUAGAAUUCAAAGUGUAACUCAACGCAUAAUCACAACUGAUCGUUAGCUGGUGGAAGUUAAGAGAGACGCGGUAAAUAAUAAAUGUACCUGAACAAUGUCUAUCA
Molecule: messenger RNA, 1495 nt
Organism: Amphibalanus amphitrite
Lineage: Eukaryota; Metazoa; Arthropoda; Thecostraca; Balanomorpha; Balanidae
Exons: 5
Coding region: 176-709 (177 amino acids)
Source: RefSeq, a predicted model, not a curated record